UUUAAUUUGGAAGGUUACAAAACACUAACACAUGGGUUGUGUAACUGAAAAUCAGCUGUUUGGUAACCAGUACCGUGGAUGCCUCCUUCAGUCGCGGGUGGUGCCGAAGAUAGUAAAGCCUUGGUGAGAAAGAUGUUAAGGGAAGUCCUGGUGGGUCGAGAGGAUCCAGAAGGUUUUUUUGCGAUGUGCGUGUCCGCCCUGGGACACCAGGAGACCCGCUCUAAGUUCCUGUCCCUCAUCCAGCCCCUGUCCACGGCCAACAUCUCCCUGCACUCCAACCUCACCUCCAUCUACAAGGAGUAUUUCUCUGAGUCUGAAGAUGAUGAACUGGAACUUGCCUUGGCUCUCUCUCUGCUGGAAACGAAAGAUGACCAGCUGUCAACCCCCAGCCGACAGUCCAAACUUAAAAGAAACCCUGCUCGACUGACCUCGCUACCUCAGACUCAGGGAGGCAGCCACACUCAGUCUGCAGAUGUAGACUCCAGGGUAAAAAACAUCAGCUCACUCCGAGAUGGACCCUGGGUCAAGCUGAGCACACCACAAAUAACCGGAGAAGCCAGCCUUCAGGGAACCGCACAUAUUGAAUAUAAUAAGGAAACACCAGGGACAAGUCAGACUGUGCAUGUUUCCACACUGCCUGGCUCAAUUUUCAAGCAAGAAAUGGGUGAAGAAGGCGAGCAAAUGAUGGAUGAGGGACAUUCAGAUCAGUCAGAGAAUCGAAAGCGCUCUAAGAACAGGCGCCAGCGCCGUAGAGGUGCCAGCCAACAGGUUGUAGGUUUGCCCUGUUCUCCAUCAGCACUACCACCGGUCCUGCUGUGGUUCAGGAGGGACUUGCGUCUGUGUGAUAACCCUGCUCUCACUGGCUCUUUGGAGCUCGGUGCGCCUGUCAUCCCCAUCUUCAUCUGGAGCCCUGAAGAAGAGGAGGGACCUGGGAUUACGGUGGCUAUGGGGGGAGCUUGUAAAUACUGGCUUCAUCAAGCUUUGUCUUGUUUUUGUUCUUCUCUGGAGCACAUUGGCAGCCAUCUUGUGUUCUUCAAGGCGACAGGACAGGGGAAUGAGGUUGGAUCUUCUCUAUGUAUCCUUAAGGGGCUAGUAAAGGAGACAGGGGCGAGAACAGUCCUGGCAAAUGCCCUCUAUGAGCCCUGGCUGAAGGAGCGGGAUGACGCUGUGGUGUCAGCUCUUCAGAAACAUGGUGUCGAAUGCAGGAUGUUCCACUCGUACUGUCUCAGAGACCCUUACACUGUCAGCACGGAGGGUGUAGGACUCAGAGGAAUAGGUUCAGUGUCUCACUUCAUGAGCUGCUGUAGACAGAACCCAGGGUCUGCUUUAGGGGUCCCCCUAGACCCUCCUGUAUCUCUGCCUACGCCUGCCCACUGGCCUCAGGGCGUCUCUUUGGACACACUAGGCCUGGCACGCAUGCCUCGUAGGAAGGAUGGCACAACGAUUGACUGGGCAGCUAACAUUCGUAAAUCCUGGGAUUUCAGUGAAGAAGGUGCCCAUGCACGGCUAGAAGCCUUCCUUCAUGAUGGUGUGUAUAGAUAUGAAAAAGAGUCAGGCAGGGCAGAUGCCCCGAACACCAGCUGUCUGUCUCCAUACCUUCACUUUGGUCAGCUCAGCCCACGCUGGCUGUUGUGGGACGCCAAAGGGGCACGCUGUCGUCCCCCAAAGUUCCAGCGUAAACUGGCAUGGAGGGAUUUAGCAUACUGGCAGCUAACAUUGUUUCCUGACCUCCCCUGGGAAUCCCUCAGACCUCCGUACAAGGCUCUGCGGUGGAGCAGUGAUCGUGGCCACCUAAAAGCCUGGCAGCGAGGUCGAACAGGCUACCCCCUGGUGGAUGCAGCAAUGAGGCAGCUGUGGCUGACAGGCUGGAUGAACAACUACAUGAGACAUGUGGUGGCAUCUUUUCUCAUAGCAUAUCUCCACCUACCAUGGCAAGAGGGCUAUCGCUGGUUCCAGGACACUUUAGUGGAUGCAGAUGUGGCGAUAGAUGCUAUGAUGUGGCAGAAUGGCGGCAUGUGUGGUCUGGAUCAUUGGAACUUUGUCAUGCAUCCAGUCGAUGCAGCGAUGACCUGUGACCCCUACGGCAGCUAUGUUCGGAAAUGGUGUCCUGAACUUUCAGAUCUGCCUGACGAGCUUAUUCACAAACCCUGGAAGUGUCCUGCGUCUAUGCUUCGGCGAGCUGGUGUGGUGUUUGGCCAGACAUAUCCUGAGAGAAUAGUUACAGACCUGGAGGAGCGGAGGAGUCAGUCUCUGCGAGAUGUAGCUCUGGUGCGAAAAGAGUUUGGACAGUAUGUGGACAAGCGCUCAGGCUGUGACUUGGUGCCUCUGCCCCCACGUCUGGUCUCUGAGGCUCUGGGCUUAUCACACAGGGAUGGGAGUGUAGUGACGGCAGGGAAACAGUUCCUGUUGCCUGUUAUCACCCGCAUGGAAUUCAAACACCAGCUAGACGAUCCAGAUGGAGAUGCUGCCACAAAUCCCUACAACGCUGUUCUGAAAGGAUACGUGAGCCGCAAGAGGGAUGAUACCAUUGCCUUCCUUAACGAGCGAGACUUUACUGCCAGCGUGAUGUACGAGGGAACCCAGAGGAGGGAGAGGCUGGAAAGUGAUUAUCGCAGAAUAGAGGGACUCCCUCGGCCUCCUGCACCUCGGGGCAGGGCCAGGCGAACUCCAACAGCCAAGGACAGAUUUUCCAUAGUGCCUGGUGGGACUGUCACUUCACUCAGGUGACCCGAGACUGAAGGUAUACAGGUUCUAAAUGACCAAUUAACUGGCCAGUUGCCAUUAAAAUCCAUGAGUACAGAGUGUUACACAAUAAUCUGUAAAAUGAGAUAAGAACAGGCCAACAAGUUAAAACUCCAGACUGGACACACGCAGGUGGAUAGAGUCUGGAAAAUAGUUUUUUGGUUUUGUGUUGAGAAAACUGAGACAACCUUUACAAGAGGAUUACACAAUGCUUGUAACAUUUUCUACGAGUGUUGAGUAUAAGUUCAAGGACUGAGCAGUAGUAUUACACCAGCUGAGUUGUCAAACACUUUCUUUGUAGGAUUUGAGUUGUACGUGCGGAACGAAUGACAUUCAGUGUUUCUCAGCAUUUCACUUGCAGAGCAGAGACCCAUUUUACAAUGUUUACAAACUAAUGUAAACAGUUUUAGAAAACUGAGAAAGUUAUCUCUCUGUGUGUAAACAUAAAAAUUGGAGUUUUAUUAGGUUGUAAUCUUGUGCUCAGCUGUGGGGUAUCUUUUAGUAUACAAGUACAUUACAUGGGUUGUAUCUUUGGGGUGAAAAUUGUGUGUGUGUGUGUGUGCAGAAUAGGUGGUUAACUAAAGUGUAUUUAAAAUGUAUUUUAUGUUAUGCAAAUUACCAAAAAUUGUAUUUUUAAUCAUGUGUCACUGACACAGUGACAUAUGUUCAGUAUCUUGUAAGACAAGUGGUAAACUACUGCCCACAUUUGUAAUAUAAAAUCUGGAAAACAUUUGGAAAAUUAAAAAAAUGACAAA
Scatophagus argus is the source of this 3497-nucleotide messenger RNA. Its product is annotated as deoxyribodipyrimidine photo-lyase. Gene Ontology annotation, cellular component: nucleus; cytoplasm. Gene Ontology annotation, biological process: circadian regulation of gene expression; entrainment of circadian clock by photoperiod. Gene Ontology annotation, molecular function: FAD binding; DNA binding. The record is from RefSeq and is a predicted model, not a curated record. NCBI's taxonomy places the organism in Eukaryota, Metazoa, Chordata, Actinopteri, Scatophagidae. The transcript is spliced from 10 exons. Bases 79 to 2727 code for a protein of 882 amino acids.